GGUGUCUUCCUUGACAUAGCGUCUGCCUAUGAUAAUGUACUUCUUCCUGUGCUCAGGCAGAAAAUGCGCCAGCUGAGCAUUCCAGUGAAGCUUACCCGUCUGGUUUGCAGCCUAUUCAUGGAGAGAUCCAUCUACAUAAAAACCCCUACCACUUCCCUUGACUCCCCAAAAUUUGUUUGGAAAGGCCUCCCCCAGGGAUCGGUCUUAAGCCCUCUCCUUUACAGCCUAUAUACUUACGAUCUAGAUAAAUCCGUUGACUGCUUUUGCGACAUUCUACAGUACGCUGACGACUUAGCCCUCUACUAUGCUUCUCCCUCGUUAGGGGAGAUAAAUGUCCAGCUGAACCUGGCUCUUAGGUACCUCACGGAUUGGCUGGAUAGACAUGGGUUAUCUCUUUCUCCCACUAAAUGUACAGCAGUGAUCUUUACUAGAAAAAGAAACAUCCCAGAUCUGGAUGUUGUUAUUGGAGAGCAUUCAAUCACUGUGUCAAACAAAGUUAAAUUUUUGGGUGUGAUUCUGGAUUCCAGGUUGUCGGGUAGCCAUCACAUGAACUACGUGGCUCAGAAGUGCGAGAGGGGUGUCAACGUCCUCAGGUCACUGUCAGGUGUUUGGUGGGGCGCACAUCCAUACUCUCAGAAGCUACUGUACAACGCCAUUGUUCGAAGUCACUUUGAUUAUGCCUCAUUUAUCCUGGACCCCUGCAAUAAGGCUGCAUUAGAAAAAAUCGAUAAGGUUCAGUACAAGUGUCUUCGAAUAGUGUCGGGUGCAAUGAAAUCUACCCCCACCAAUGCCCUUCAGGUUGAGUGUGUCGACCCCCCUCUCCCGCUGCGGAGACAGUACUUGUGUGAUCGGUUUUUCCUCGGGAUCUGGCAGUCAGAGUCCCAUCCUUUACUGUCCAAGCUUGAUACCCUUAAGCGGCUAUGUAAUGCUCAAGAAAACCAUGGCCUUUCCUUCCUUCUGAAAUCUUAUAUUUUUGCUACUAACCUUCCACAUCCUACAAUUAAAUUUAACACGAACCCUUUGUUUAGUGUUCCCUAUGAUGCCUUGGUUUUUCAGCCCAAUGUUGUUAUGGACUUGGGCAUUGUGAAAAACUCUCCGGGGGCAGAGAAAACAUUGUCUCAUAAACUUCAGUCAGAGUGGCCUGGUUGGCUUCCAGUCUUCACAGAUGCCUCAAAAUUUUCAGAUAAGAGCAAUGUUGGUCUAGCUGUCUGGCUUCCUAAAUACAAAAUUACCCUCAAUUUCAAACUCCCCCCUGAAUCCUCGGUCUUCACGGGCGAGGCUACCGCUAUUCUUGAGGCACUUCUCUACACUGAGUCUCACAAACUAAAUAAAACUAUUAUCCUAUCAGACUCUUCAAGUUGCUUACAUUCUAUUAUUUCAUUCCCAUUUAAAUCUAAAUCUAAAUUUCCUAUCAUUCUUCAAAUUAGACAAACUCUCUUCCGUUGCAAGACUCAGGGUAUUGAGGUGGCUAUUGCCUGGAUACCUGGCCACAGUGGCAUCAUUGGUAAUGAGUGUGCAGAUUCCUUCGCUAAGGAUGCCAUUAGCUUGGGCCUGGAUACUCAUUACCAAAAUUUUGCCCACGACCUUGCCUCGCUCGCAGGACCGAGGCUUGAUAAUUCCUGGAAAGAGUCCUGGGACGCAUCCAGGAAUAUUAAAGGUAUUAAUCUUGUAAAUAUCUCUAAAUCACCACCGUAAAGACAGUUAAAAACAUUGUGUGUAUCUCAACACUAUCGUAAUUGGCCGGAUUUGUUGUGUUAGUCACACACGACAUAUAGCCACAAACAAGAUUGAUUGAU
Molecule: messenger RNA, 1796 nt
Organism: Plutella xylostella (diamondback moth)
Lineage: Eukaryota; Metazoa; Arthropoda; Insecta; Lepidoptera; Plutellidae
Source: RefSeq, a predicted model, not a curated record